Paramuricea clavata is the source of this 324-nucleotide messenger RNA. NCBI's taxonomy places the organism in Eukaryota, Metazoa, Cnidaria, Anthozoa, Malacalcyonacea, Plexauridae. The record is from the annotation of a GenBank genome assembly.
AUGUCAGCCCACAGAGCAGAGGACAACCAAGUUAUUUAUCCUGUUGUGGUCAUCAAAGUCGAUGGGAUAAAGACACAAGCGCUACUCGACACUGGCUCGGGGAGCUGCUAUGCUUCAGCCAAACUUAUAGACGCUCUGAACAAGAAACCGAAGGAGAUCCAAACAAAACGGAUUGAAAUGAUACUCGGCUCAACAACAACCAGAGUUGAAAUCUACCCUGCAACUAUCAAGGGAGCUGAUGGUCAGUUUACAAUGGAAGUCGAACUAUCGAAAGUCCAUAAGCCAGCCACAUCUGAUGGAAACACAUCUGAACGCCACAUCUGA